AUGUCUUUGCAAAAGCUAACAGCUGAGCUCUACCAGUCGUUCGAAUCGAAAAAUUACGAGCAAUGUCAAAAAUUAUUACCCCCAAUCAAAAUAGAACUUAUCAAGCAUAACCUCUUGGUACCUACCACGUUAAAUACCGCCACAACAGACCAACUCAACGACUUAAAAAUCGCCCAGAAGAUCUUGGAAAUUGGUGCCUUGUCGUCGUUAUUGUCGAAUUCUUACCAAUCAUUCGAAAACUACUUUGCCCAAUUAAAGCCAUUCUACGAGAGCAUCAAAUUAACCACAUCCUCAUCUACCACAACAAAGAAAUCCUUAUUAAACUCCGAAACCACUAAAAUAGUCUCGCUCUAUUUACUUUACCUAUUAUCGCAAGGUUCAAUUUCUAAGUUCCACAUAGAAUUGGAAACCAUCUACAACUCCAGCCAGUUUGACGCUGAGAAGGAUAAGUACUUACAAUUCCCAAUUAACUUGGAAAGAAACUUGAUGGAGGGUAAUUAUAUUAAGAUCUGGAAGUUGUUGAAUGAAUCGGACUCCAAGUUACCUUGCCAAGAAUACACCCACUUCACUAGCACUUUGAUCACCGCCUUAAGAUUUGAAAUCUCGAAGUCUUUAGAGAGAACCUAUGAUUUCUUACCAAUCAAUAACUGCAAAAGCUUGUUAUACUUCCCACAGGAACAGUCAGACCAAGUAUUUGAAAAGAUCUUGAAAGAAGAGUUGGAAGUUGAAAAUUGGGAAUUUCUCGAUGGGAAGAUCUAUUUCAAUGUUAAAGAUGUAGAAAGCUUAGAAGGAGAGAAGAAUAGUACCACUAUCAUUAAUAAUGUAUUAAGUUAUGCUGGAGAAAUUGAAUCGAUAGUAUAG
Dujonia railenensis is the source of this 861-nucleotide messenger RNA. The record is from the annotation of a GenBank genome assembly. Lineage: Eukaryota; Fungi; Ascomycota; Pichiomycetes; Serinales; Debaryomycetaceae.